Botrytis sinoallii is the source of this 1839-nucleotide messenger RNA. RefSeq lists its product as uncharacterized. Gene Ontology annotation, biological process: carbohydrate metabolic process. Gene Ontology annotation, molecular function: kinase activity; phosphotransferase activity, alcohol group as acceptor. Bases 1 to 1839 code for a protein of 612 amino acids. The record is from RefSeq and is a predicted model, not a curated record. The transcript is spliced from 6 exons. Lineage: Eukaryota; Fungi; Ascomycota; Leotiomycetes; Helotiales; Sclerotiniaceae.
AUGAGUCACUUGCCUUUCCGUCAAAACUACAGGAAACCAUCGCGUCAAGCGAGUAUGGAUCCACAUAACGAUUUGAACCCUCAUGUAGACCAUUUCAUCGGUAUCGAUGUUGGAACUGGAUCAGCAAGAGCAUGUAUCAUCGAUGCUUCAGGAGAUAUCAAGGCUUUGGCUACAGAAAACAUUGGUUUAUGGCAACCGGAAGUUGGAUACUAUGAACAAUCCACAACAGACAUCUGGAGAUGUAUUUGCAUGUGCGUGCAAAGAGCUCUCAGCCAACACAACAUUGAUCCAACAACAAUCCGUGGUAUCGGUUUCGAUGCUACCUGUUCCUUGGCAGUAUUCUCAGAAGAUACCGACGAACCAGUACCUGUCACCGGUCCAAACUUCGCAAACGAUGGCAAUGACCGCAACGUUAUUUUAUGGCUUGAUCACAGACCAGUCGAAGAGGUGAAGAAAAUCAACGACACAGAACACAAUCUACUACGAUACCUUGGAGGAAAGAUGAGCAUUGAGAUGGAAAUCCCCAAGGUUCUAUGGCUUAAGAACAACAUGCCACCUGAGCUCUUCGACCGCUGCAAGUUCUAUGAUUUGGCAGAUGCUUUGACGCACAUUGCAACUGGAAAUGAAAGCAGAUCCUAUUGCAGUACUGUCUGCAAGCAAGGAUUUGUCCCAGUUGGUGUUGAUGGAAGUGUAAAGGGAUGGCAAGAGGACUUCUACGAAGCUAUUGGUUUGGGUGAUCUAACCAAAGAUAACUUCAAGCGAAUGGGAGGAGUAGAUGGAGUAAACGGCAAGUAUCUCAGCGCCGGUGAACUUGUUGGUACCCUCAGCGAAAAGGCCGGUAACGAACUUGGUCUCCCAGCUGGAAUUGCUAUCGGAAGUGGUGUUAUUGAUGCUUAUGCCGGAUGGAUUGGUACUGUUGGUGCAAAGGUUAACUUGGGACAAGAUUAUCUCGAUACCGGAGCACCCAAGAACGACAUUUCCCAAGCAUUCAGCCGUCUUGCAGCUGUAGCUGGAACGUCCACCUGUCAUUUGGCUAUGUCUCGCGAACCUGUCUUCGUAGAUGGAGUCUGGGGCCCUUACAGAGACGUUCUGCUUCCUGGCUACUGGAUGGCAGAAGGUGGUCAGUCUGCGACUGGUGAACUUCUCAAGCAUGUCUUGGAGACUCAUCCAGCAUAUAAUGAAGCCAUGUCCAUGGCAGAAUCAUUCAACACCAGUAUUUAUGAUUACCUAAAUUCCCAUCUUGAGGAACUGAAGGAGAAGGAAAAUGCUCCAACCAUCUCAUACCUUGGACGUCACUUCUUCUUCUACGGUGAUCUCUGGGGUAACCGUUCACCAAUUGCCAACCCAAAGAUGACUGGUUCAGUCAUUGGUCUUACCAACGACCGCAGCAUGGACGGUCUAGCCAUUUAUUACUACGCGACCAUGGAAUUUAUUGCAAUGCAAACCCGCCAAAUCGUCGAAACCAUGAACAGUGCCGGUCACUCCAUCACCUCUAUCUUCAUGUCGGGUUCCCAAUGCCAGAAUAAGAUUCUAAUGGAACUUAUGGCUACUACAUGCGCUAUGCCAGUUCUGAUCCCAAGAUAUGUGCACGCAGCUGUCGUUCACGGUGCCGCCAUGUUGGGCGCUAAAGCCGCCAGUGCAGAUAAGGAGGGCAAGACAGAAGAGUUGUGGAGCAUCAUGGAUAGAAUGAGCAAGCCGGGCAAAGUAACCAGACCAGGAAAAAACGCCAAUGAGAAGAAGUUAUUGGAUGUCAAGUACAAAGUAUUCCUUGAGCAGUGCAACACUCAACAGGUAUACAGAGACCAAGUUGAUGAAGCAAUUGAGGGCUGGAGCGAGUAA